Meriones unguiculatus (Mongolian gerbil) is the source of this 390-nucleotide messenger RNA. RefSeq names its product keratin-associated protein 6-2. Bases 1 to 390 code for a protein of 129 amino acids. The record is from RefSeq and is a predicted model, not a curated record. Gene Ontology annotation, biological process: hair follicle development. The transcript has a single exon. Lineage: Eukaryota; Metazoa; Chordata; Mammalia; Rodentia; Muridae.
AUGUGUUGUAACUACUAUGGCAGCUCCUGUGGCUACGGCUCAGGCUAUGGCUGUGGCUACGGCUCUGGCUGUGGCUGUGGCUAUGGCUCAGGCUAUGGCUCUGGCUAUGGCUGUGGCUACGGAUCUGGCUAUGGCUGUGGCUAUGGAUCUGGCUAUGGCUGUGGCUACGGAUCUGGCUAUGGCUGUGGCUAUGGAUCUGGCUAUGGCUGUGGCUAUGGUUCAUGCUAUGGCUGUGGCUACGGAUCUGGCUAUGGCUGUGGCUACGGAUCUGGCUAUGGCUGUGGCUAUGGCUGUGGCUAUGGAUCUGGCUAUGGCUGUGGCUCCUAUUACAGGUCUAGCUGCUGUGGCUACCGACCAUCUUGCUACAGAAGAUGCUAUUCUUGCUGUUAG